AACACACACACACUCUCUCACACACUGCCUGGAACACCAUCAGCCUGAAACAUGGAGCUGUACCUGGACCUGCUCUCCCAGCCCUGCCGCUCGGUCUACAUGUUCGCCAAACUGCUGAAAAUCCCCUUUGACUACAAAAAAGUGGAUCUGGCUGCAGGUCAGCAGUACGGCGAGGAGUUCGGGAAAAUCAGCAUGGUUCGCAGAGUUCCUGUCCUGAAGGAAGGAACCUUCGUCCUGACCGAGAGCACCGCCAUCCUGCAGUACCUGGCACAGAAGCACAAGGGCGCCGACCACUGGUACCCGGCGGACCUGCAGCGGCGGGCCCGGGUCCAGGAGUACCUGGCCUGGCAGCACACCGGCAUGCGGGCGCACGGCUCCAAGGUCUUCAUCCUGAGGUGCCUGUACCCCCUGGUCCUGGGCUCCGAGGCGCCCCAGCAGAAGAUGGACGACGCCGUGGCGGAGCUGAAGCAGUCCCUGGACCUGCUGGAGAACUUCUUCCUCCAGAACAGACCCUUCAUCGCCGGGGACAAGAUCUCCGUGGCCGACCUGGUGGCCAUCGUGGAGAUCAUGCAGCCCGUCGGAAGCGGCUUCGACGUGUUCGCCGACCGUCCCAAGCUGACCGCCUGGCGGGACGCCGUGAAGAAGGAGGUCGGGGACAAGCUGUUCGACGAGGCCCACGAGGGAAUCAUGAACGCCAAGGAGGCCGUGAAGAGGGUGGACAAGGCCCGCCUGGAGCAGAUGAAGCCUUACUUCCUGAAGAUGUGAACCUGAACGCAGACCAUGAACUGCUCCAUUUCCAUCUCCGCCAUCAUAAAUGCUCUGUAGAUUCAAUAUGUGAAGAAAUAAAACAUUGUUCGCCUCA
Molecule: messenger RNA, 862 nt
Organism: Salarias fasciatus (jewelled blenny)
Lineage: Eukaryota; Metazoa; Chordata; Actinopteri; Blenniiformes; Blenniidae
Gene: gstt1a
Product: glutathione S-transferase theta 1a
Exons: 5
Coding region: 52-765 (237 amino acids)
Biological process (GO): glutathione metabolic process
Cellular component (GO): cytoplasm
Molecular function (GO): glutathione transferase activity
Source: RefSeq, a predicted model, not a curated record